Messenger RNA from Symbiodinium necroappetens, 2085 nucleotides. NCBI's taxonomy places the organism in Eukaryota, Dinophyceae, Suessiales, Symbiodiniaceae. The record is from the annotation of a GenBank genome assembly.
AUGGCGUUGACAAAGGUGUCUCCAGAGUUACAGGAGGAUCCGGCCUUUUGGAAGUCCGUGGUGCAAGAGAUCGAUGAUGGCUGGAGGCUGGCCUACGUAGACUAUGGGCCGAGCAGCUUAUGCGACAACCCCGAGGUGAUGCUGGCAGCGGUGAAGCAGAACGUGGAGGUGCUCUCCUGCGGCACAAAGAAGGUUAGAAGCGAGCCGGAGAUUGUGGAGGAGGCCGUUCGCAGAAGCUGGAAGGCGGUGGAAUAUGCAGCGAACGUCAACGCUGCGUCCAUCGUGGAAGCUGUCAAGCAGGACUGGCGAGCCAUCUCUUUGUACAUGGACCAUUUCUAUCAGGGUCCGACAGACGACCUGUCCAAGCUGAUUGAGAGCAAUCCCCAGAUCGUGCGGGACGAAAGGCUUAACGGGAAUGCUCCGGUGAUGUUGAAGGCUGUGCGGCAGGAAGGCUCCGUCCUCCGCUACGCCACGGAGGAACUCCGAGAUGACGACGAGAUCGUCUUCCACGCCGUGGCGCAGCAGUUUGAGCUAAGAGCCUGGGUCGAAAACCAGCCAGACUCGGUCUACCUCUGGCCACUGUACAAACCGGACACGACCAUCACUGCCCGUGCCUUGGACCGCUUCAUCGCGCUGCUUCGUCUGGACUCGGGCAGAGCAAGCGUCGCUGACGACCUCGCCAGCAUGAAAGUCGCUGUCGUCUUUCACGCCCUCUGCGCAGUCGUGCACAAGAAAAUCGGUUGCGACGAGGCCAAGUGGACGGGGAUCGGCAAGAUUUUGCCACAUGUCUUGAAUAGAAACCGCUCGUUUGCAGACAUCCGCAACUCGCCGCAACUGUAUUUCAUUACCCUUACCCGUGGCCUUGUGCAGAUUUUGCCACGUGUCUGGCACGACGUGUCCCUGGCCGCGUACAGACUUUUGCUGGGGCUAAGAAUCCCGACUCAGUGUGGCGCUCUUUGCAGAAGAUGCUGGGGCCCGUGUCGCAUUUCUGGGACCCUGGACACCUUAAGCUCAGAGCCCCCCGCUGCUUUGAUCCACGAAGAUGUCCACGAGGGAGCUAUGAAAUCGCUUCGCCAGCUUCGUCGUGCACGAGCGCGGCACUGGCGAGCUUCCAUUCGUUUGUCUCCGCCCGACUCUGUGGACAGUGCCACGUGGAAGGACUUUGUUCUAAUUUCCUUUGGUGGGAGCUUGGCCGAGGAUAGCUCUUCCUACGACAUCUUCUGGAAUGUUUGCUUUCACGACACCGUCUUCGUGCAGUCCUCGUCGCCGACCACGAUGUCCUGGCUUUUGCGCUGGCAGACCCUGCUGGGACCACCGCCAGCAAACGUGGACUGGGUGUUCGCCCUUGGUUUUCGCGCUGUGCGGCCAAGCGCCUGCAGAGAUGCCCCAGAGGUCGUGCUGCGUGCCAUGUUUGCCCAUGUUUGCCCAGGUGCCCUUUCUAAAAGGCUCAUUCACCACGUUCAUGUUGCAGAGGACAUCGCCUCUCCGACGGCAUUGAUGUCGAUGCUCCGAGGGGGCACGGUCAUCUUGCGCAGCCUGCAACAGGACUUCAAGGAGAUCAAACAUAUGUCCACCGUCGAGCCGCGAGCGAAGAAAAGUGUGACCGCCUAUGUGCGGCUGGCUGGAACAGCAUUGGAAUUCCAUGCCCCGCUUGUUUCUUUGCUUCUGGAGUCCUUGGUUACCAAAUUGGUUCAACACGACCAGGUGGACCUAGCCAAGUGUAUUCAGGAGGAUGUUCUGAGGCGCUUCCCUGCCGUUGUUCCACUUUUGCAAAAGUUGGAGGGCCAGGACAUGCGGCAGAAAGCCGAAGAAGGCCCCACACACAUUGCUCACACUGCUGGCAUAGACUCUCGUUUGGUCAACGGCGACGCCGUCUUCAGUCAGAGGUUCUAUUGCUUUGGUCAGAAGCAGAUCAGGGUGCCCUCGGCGGCCGUGUUCCUCCAAUUGGCUCCGGGCAACAUGGCCAGCAUCGACGUCACGUUUCCCGACCUCGGAGAUGCGCAGAGGCUUUGGUUGAUGCCGCUGCACAAGCCAGGUUGUAAUCGCCGCUCAGGUGCAGUUAGCACCCUGCAGCUGGCGCAGUGA